AUGGUAAACAUUCAAAUAGAAGAAAAACAAAAAAAAUAUUUAGAUGCGUUAGCACGCUUGCUUACUAACAACGAAAGUCAAAAAAAAGACACCAAGGAGAAUUAUGAGGAACUAUUAAAAGAAGUGGUUAAGCAAAUUUGUCAGGUUAAAUUAGAAGGCGGUUCGGCUAAUCCUACUCCAAAAUCUUCAAGGGAAAAUUUGCAAAGGGAUUUUUCCAAAGGAGCCACUGAUGCAAAUCAGGCGACUGCUACUAAUAAGCCAGUUUUUAAAGGAUUUUAG
Entrophospora sp. SA101 is the source of this 279-nucleotide messenger RNA. NCBI's taxonomy places the organism in Eukaryota, Fungi, Glomeromycota, Glomeromycetes, Entrophosporales, Entrophosporaceae. The record is from the annotation of a GenBank genome assembly.